GUCAUGUCGCUCUCUUUUCAGUGCAGCUGCUUUCUCUAGUCACUGUAGUGAAGUACUGAAGGACUGGGUGCUUUAAAGAGGGUGACUGUUGGAAAAUAGUAUAUUUUGUAGACAUCCCAAAACAGUGCACUUAUGAAGGUGUUGAGUGGCCACGUUAUGACAAAAUCACAGGCUGGAGAAAGCAUGGACCUUUUGAUCAUGCCAGCUUCAGUUCAUUUGAAUAUGGGACUCCCCGUACUUCAGCAGGCAGGUGACAGCAAGUUUGUCAACACCUCCCACACUGAAAAUAUCAACCAAAAGCGUUGGAAAAACAUUUUUCAACGUGUGCUGAAAAAGAAAAUGGAUUCUGCUUGCACUUGUCAGUGUCAAAAUAAAGCACUUUUUGGACAAGCCUUGUCCGGUAUUUGUGAAAAAGAUGGCAGUCCUCCAAAACCAAUAAUGGAGAUCCUCUCUGUGCUUUUGAGAGAUGGUCCAUACACAGAAGGAGUGUUCAGGAGAGCCGGCAAUGCCAGGUGUCUAAAGGAGAUCAGGGAACAACUUAACAAUGGAUUGGAAGUGGAUCUAAAAGAAAAGCCAGUGAUUUUACUUGCUGAUCUUCUUAAGGAAUUUCUGAGGCAUAUACCAGGCAGUUUGUUGGUAGUGGAUCAGUACCAGACCUGGAUGACAGCAAUGAAAAAGCAAGAUGUACACGAAAUGUGCACAGAGCUUCAAUUGGUGAUUGAAAAGCUUCCAGAGCCAAAUAUUCAACUCUUGAAACACCUGAUUUGUAUCCUGUACCACAUAAGUGCCAAUGCAGAGCAAAAUAAGAUGGAUUCGAACAACUUAGCAGUGUGUGUUUCACCUAAUCUGCUUCAAGUUGACAGAGUAGAGGAUGUAAAGAAUAUCUCAAACUUGACCCAAUUCAUCAUUGACAACUGCUGUGAAAUUUUUGGUGAGGACAUACUGUUGCUCUUUGAAGACCCAGAUGAUGAAGAACUCAGUGAUACCCAUGAUUCAAUAUCCUCACUCCACACCGAUUCCGCCUACGACAGCAAUGACCCUGACGUCGAUGGCUACAAAGGAAGCUACACAGACAUGCACACCUUUCAUUCUGAUUCUGAAGAGAAAACUCCAGAUCUUUUUCAAAUAUCCUCCUCCCUAAAACUUGCGGCUAGCCAGACCAGCAAACCUUUCAUACGCAGGUGUUCUGAGCCAACAAUUGUUGUUAACAAAGGUGCCCGAAACCUGCCUGUCCUAAGCAGGAGUCAAACAGAGACAGACUUUUAUGGACAGCAGUUAACAAAACAGACCUCAGAUGAGUGCUCAUGCUGCUCCACGAGUUCCUUGGAAAGCACCUUGUCCAGCACCUCAGAGAGCAUCCAAACCAGCUCUCCCAUUAUUUCACCAUCCAGACAGAGACAGUCCCUUCAGCGCAAACAGUCCCUUCCUCAUCGUCAAAUUCAGCAUGGGAACGCUUUUGGCGAGGUCACUAAGAAACGCUCCCAAUCCAUGAAGAACCCAAACAGUCGAAUUGCCUUUUCUCGAGGUGGUGCCAGCAAAAGAGCUCAGAAGGUAUUACGCCAAAGCCAGACUCUCCCUGAUGUGCUUCCUUUCAACAAGACUUUCCUUAAGCAACAAAAGCCACAAAGGGUGUCAAGUGUAGAAGUGUUUCAGGUGGACAGCAGGAUCCUGAGUGAUCCUCCAUCCUACAGGCAGGCGAUUCAGGUUGUUCCUCAUACUACUUUUGCACUUAGUAGUUCAAUGACUGUUGAGGCUGCCAGGUGUCUAUCAAAGGACACAUGCAGUCAGACCACAUUCCUGAGUGCAGAGCCAUCAAAUUUUUGUUUGGUGAGAAAUUGUAGUGAUGUUCAUAGUUGUAGGGGUGGAGAGAAGAGUCAUGAUUUGAAUGUCAGUGCUACCUCACCAGAGUCAGGACUGGGGUGCCUAUCAGAGACUAUGUAUAAAGCAUCUAACAGUAGCAUUGCACAUUGUUAUAGUCAGCAACUGUUGGAGUCAUUGAAUGUUAAAGAAUCAUAUGUAUAAGUCGAAUGGUUUUGUAUUUUGAUUGUAUAAUCUGUAGCAUAUGAAAGUAUAAUUCUUUGACAAAAUAAUAAUUAUUUUGACAAAGUAGCAUGUAUAUA
This is a messenger RNA of Trichomycterus rosablanca, 2120 nucleotides long. RefSeq names its product T cell activation RhoGTPase activating protein a (gene tagapa). Lineage: Eukaryota; Metazoa; Chordata; Actinopteri; Siluriformes; Trichomycteridae. The coding region runs from base 133 to 2022 and encodes 629 amino acids. The record is from RefSeq and is a predicted model, not a curated record. Gene Ontology annotation, molecular function: GTPase activator activity. Gene Ontology annotation, biological process: signal transduction; regulation of Rho protein signal transduction. The transcript has 10 exons.